Molecule: messenger RNA, 8475 nt
Organism: Phascolarctos cinereus (koala)
Lineage: Eukaryota; Metazoa; Chordata; Mammalia; Diprotodontia; Phascolarctidae
Gene: DGKZ
Product: diacylglycerol kinase zeta
Biological process (GO): phospholipase C-activating G protein-coupled receptor signaling pathway
Cellular component (GO): plasma membrane; glutamatergic synapse
Molecular function (GO): protein binding; ATP-dependent diacylglycerol kinase activity
Source: RefSeq, a predicted model, not a curated record
GGUUUUGGGGGGGGCACUGGGCACAAUGUGCCAGGGAGGGUCUGGGAGACUCAGCCUAGCUGCAGCUGUUGAAAAAGGAGGGCAUCGUGUGCCCUUGUGAUCCUGGGCAGGGAGUCUGAAAGAGCCAUCCCCUGGCCGAGGUAAAUAUUAACCCAGCCAGACAACUCCCUUCCCCUCUGCCCAGAGCAUUGCCACCCAUCCUGCUGCUCUGCCAGCUCCCUAGUGCCCCCUGGUUGGCUCCCCGGCAAGAGAUUUCCUAGUGAAAGCAGUCUGGGGCUAGGAGUGGUGCUCCUUGCUUCCUUUCCACCCCAUGACUACACCAAUUCUGGGGGCUGACAAGAGAGGCCUCCUUCCUGCUGUUCCCCGGGAGAUAAAUGCCCUCCCUUUUGGCUGUGCCCUGGCCACCUCCCUUCCCUAGCCCGGGACUUGAUAGCCUCUACCUGGCAUCAUGCAAGACUGAGCAGACUUGGAAUCGGAGGAGCUGGGCCCAAAUCCCAGCUCUGCUCCUGAGUCCUUCUCCGACCGUAGACAAAUCCCUUUACCUUUUGGGGCCUCAGUUUUCUCAUGUCUGAGGCCUCUAAUGCCUUUGCUCUCCCCUUUCUUGGACUUUCCCAGCCUUCCACCCGAGGCUUGUGGGAGCGGAACAGCUGGACGUUGGCACAGAGCCGGCAUCCCCUGGGGGAUAUAAUUUGCCUCCUCCAUGGGGAUCGGGGCUUCUGGAGCAAGGCUGGUUGCUUAAGGAGGAAGGGAAAUGUCUGUUGGUCUUCUCCUGGUCUGUCCAUCCUCGAGAUUAAUCUGAACACUGAAUGGGCCUCAUCUCAAGCAGCAGCUGCUUCUCAGAAUGCUGGAGAGGGAGGUCCUGGACUAAAUGAUCCACAGCCCCCUUAAGUGGCAGACUGAAGGUCUUUGUCCUCUUUGUUGCCCAGAGCUUUAGAGAGUGCACCGAGCACGGGAAACACUGUAGCCAGAUGGGGACACUCAAAUGCUUUGACGGGAGUCAGCUAGGGGCGGUGCAUGUGUAGCAGGCUGCGGAGGCUGGCACUUUGUGGCAUGAGCAAAUACCCAGGUGGCCCAGGCUGCCAGGCCUUCUUCCUCAUGUAGUGGGCUGUGGCUACCCAUCACAUUCAUGCUUCCCUUUCUCUCUUCCCUCUCCCCUCCCACCCUGGUUUUAGUGGGAAAACCCAGAAGAUAGCAGAGAGCCCUUUCGGCAUUGCUAGGAUGACAGCUUCCAGACACUGGCUUCUGUAGAAGCCGAAUGAGCCCUUUAAGCCUCUUCCCAGCUCAGAAUUGUAAUUGAGAGGUCCAUUCAGUAUUGGCCAGAGACUAAAAUGCGUGUCAGACUGGAAAUUCACCUGUUUCUGGAAUGAGAGACCUUAAUGAGGUUUUUUCCAGCCUUCUAGCAGCUCUCCCCUCUGAACUGUUAUUUGUCCAGUGAGCCAGUCCGAGAGAGGACCAGGAGUGCCACUCCCCAGCCCCCUUCAUCCCUGGCUGGGACCUCUGGCCAGCUCUGCCAUCCUUCUUCCAGGUCCUGGGGUUGGAGGUGGGGAAGCUGAGGGUGUGGCUUUGUACAGAUCCUCACUGCACCUUCCCUUGCCAUAAGAAACUGUGGGAGUCUGUCCCUAGGUGGGCCUAGGCCUUUGGGACCCAUGGGGUGAGGGUUAGCUAGGCUCCCAUCUUCCAUCUGGCUCAGUCUCUGCACUGUCCCAGGUACGCCCCUCUUAGGUCUACAGAGAAUCAAGCAGACGUGUCUCCUCACCACAGCCUUGAGCCUCUGAGGCUCUUUGACUUUAACCCACUUGUUCUCCCCUGGGCUUUCAGGCUGUGGGGCCCCCACCCAGUCUGGGUCACCACAGCCUUGGAGUCUAGUGCCCUUUAUACAUCCAGCACAGCAGCCAUAAAGAUAGAAAGGCCACAGGGACUGAGGCCUGGUUGGACCUCUGCUGAGCUCUGCCCACCAUCCCAGUAGAAGGUGAGGGCCUGGGCUAGACUAGUCAGAGGCCCCUGGAGAGCAGUUUGCUGAAAAGGCCAGAGACCAAACUGUGGUGACCAGAGGGAAGCCCAAGUGCUCUGUACCUGUGGCGACAGGCCUCUCACUACCCUGCUCCCUCCUAAGGAAAGGGUGUUAGUCUCUCAGGCCUCGCUGUCCCAGGCCCCAUCACUGUGGGAUGAGUACUGCUGAGGAGCAGUUAGCCCUGCUGUGGCUGUGAGCCCUGUGCAUCCACAGGAUGGUUGACAACAAAGGCGUUGCCAGUGGCGUGCGGAGUGGGGAAGGGGGGGCGUCUCAGUGCCCAGUUGUUGGCCUUCCGGCCGGGCCCUCCCUUCAGUCCAUCAGCAAGCAUUUAUGAAGUGCCUACUACGUGUCAGGCGCAGUGUUCAGGGCUGGGGAGACAAAGACCAAAGAGCUGACUGUGGAGGGUUUAGAAAGUGCUCGAGGGCCUGUCUGCGCCUCCCCCCCCCCACCACACACACACACAGACUGUGGCCUUUGUUUUCUGGUGACACUAGCAUCAGGAGGUCUGUCAGGGUGACUAAUCUCCUCCAGUCUGGGCAGCUGUCACAGGACAGGAGAAAGCUGACACCCCAUAGGAGAGCCUGAGGAUAGCAGCAUGGGGCUGCCAGUCUGAUAGGUGGCAAAAGCUGGACUAAAAGUACCUGGGCAGAAGCUGGGGGCAAAGGCCUGGCGAAGGGAGUUUUCAUCCCCUCCCCCCCUUACCAGAGCUGGCUGUCUACCUUAUGUGGGGAACUUGUCCCAGUUGGGUUGAUUCCCAGAGAGCUCUUUUAUUUCCCUUGUGGAGGCUGGAAGACAUUGUUAAUAAAGAAUGGCCACAUUAAUAAUAGGGGCCGAUACUUCCCUGGCUCCUUUAUUCCUGGGAGCUCAAAGCUACUUAAAAAUAGUCUCAUUCACAUUUACUGCUUCCCUCAAGUUAUUCCCAAGAAUUGACCUUAAGGAGGAGCAGAUGGAGCUUAUGUUUCCCCCACACACACCCCCAAAAAUAUUACCUGGUCAGGCAACUUCGAUUUCCAGAAAUCUCCCUCUCACCCUGCCCCCCCAUGCCAGUGAGAAUGGAUAGAUGUUAGUGCCAGGUGAGGCCCAAGGCUGGCAGAAUCACCCCCUACUGGCCACACCUGUGAGAUUGAAGACACGGACCCAGGCCUAUCCCAAUGUCUCCUUUACAGAGGGGGUGAGGAGUCUAAGACCCAAGGCAUUAUCUGCUGACCCCCCCAUGCCCUGCAUUGUGCACAGUGCCAGCAUGAAAAGGGAGAAGUAGCAGCUUCUCCCUGCCCUGGCCCAAAUAGCUUGCCCAUCCUAGGCUCAGCUUUGCCACAGUGCCCCCUCUCCUUGCCUAGGCUUUGCCCUGGUGCCCUUUCCCACUGGUACCUCCUUCUCUACCUUCACCUUCAUCCAUGCCUGACACUCGCCCUUACUUCUGCCUGGCACCUGGAGGGGGUGUCAAGCCCGUGGCCUCCCAGGCCUGGGCCACCUGAGGCUGCUGCUUUGGAAAACUGUAGAAGUCGGCCAUUGCCAAGGCCCAAGUUCUGUUGGAUUCUCUUCCUGCUGCUCAGUGGCCUGGGAAGAAACAGAAUUGAGGGGUUUGGAAAACCUCAUGUGAUUGUUAGAGAUUGCCGGACCUGAAACAGUCACUAGAGAAUCUCUCAUCUGCCUCCCUCAUUUUACAGAACAGGAAACUGAUCCCCUGAGAGCUCAGAUGAGUGGCCCAAGACCCCACAGUUAAGAACCCGGGGAAGGAGGUUUGUUACUUACACUGGUCUAGGCUCUGUACCCAGUCUGACUCCUGGACCCUUCUCUAUUGCAGAUAGGUCGGUGCUCUCACAUCCCCUGCAGGCCUCUUGCCUUCCAUGCCCUGCUUAGUCAGAGGCUGAAGAAGCUGGGGGCGCACAGUGAGAGGGCCCUGACGGCUCCAUCUGGAGCUUUCUCAGGGUCAUUGACGAGCCUCCUGACUUGGGGCUGGUAGCGGCUCGCACUCGGGUCCCCCGUGGCUGCCGCUGAACUGCGUCAGUGCCCCCGUUCCCCAGCCCCUCCCUCACAAGCCCAGAGGCCCGUGGAAGGGCUCCCCGGCAGUGGGUUGUCAGGGUACCUCGCGCUUGCCUUUGCUUAGUGUCCAGUGUGGGACCUUCAGGUGCAGUGAAGCAGGCCCCCGCCACUGGGCCCCGCGAGCCUCUGACGGCCGCCACUCUCACCAUGGAGACCUUCUUUAGGAGACACUUCAGGAGGAAGGGGCCGGGGGCAGGCCUCAGCGGGCAGCGACGGGGGAGCGGGGUAGCCCUCCCCACGGGCAAGGUCCGACGGCGAUCCCCAGCCGGCCAGCCUUCCCCCUCGCUGGUCCGGCAGCGACGCUCCAGUUCACAGCUUCAGGGCUGCCUCCUUAGCUGCGGGGUGAGGGCUUCCCGUCGCCACUCCAGCACCACACCCCCAAGCCACAGUCCCCAUUUGACUGUGGAACGAGGCCCACCGCAGAGAUUGGCACCCACUGCUAUUGACGCUCGCCUCCUGGGGACCCCUCUACUCCUCACUGGUCUCAUGGGGAAGAGUGAAGCAGAGGAGGAAGAGACAGAGGUGCUGGGGCUAAGGACCCCUCAGGCAGGUGGCGAGGAGCUGGCCACCCCCAGGUCUCAGCAUCUGGGCAUCAGGCCCCGACUCCACGUGCCCCGGUGUCUCCGUCGACGCCGGAAAUCUUCCCACCUGCUCCCCACCGAUGUGAUGUAUGACUGUACCGUCUGGGGCCUACAUGGCUACUACCGACGUCUCAGCCAGUACCGGCCCCCGGGGCAGCACCUCGUCCCCGGCCCCUCUGCCAAUCCACUCCUGCUGCGCCACCUGCGCCCCCUGUCCCGUAGGCGGCAAGUGGCUCUGAAGCGCAAGUCCGCUGGACCAGAGGCCUGGAGCUCUCUGCUCUCGAAAGCCAUUGCCAAGUCAGGUCUCCAACAUCUGGCCCCUCCAAACCCCACCCCUGGAGCCCCCGGCAGCGAACCUGAGAGGCAGAUCCGAAGCACCGUGGACUGGAGUGAAACAGCCACCUACGGGGAACACCUGUGGUUUGAGACCAACGUGUCUGGGGAUUUCUGCUACGUGGGGGAGCAGUACUGUCUGGCCAGGAUGCUGCAGAAAUCAGUGUCUCGACGAAAGUGUGCCGCCUGCAAGAUUGUCGUGCACACGCCUUGCAUUGGGCAGCUGGAGAAGAUUAACUUCCGCUGUAAACCAUCCUUCCGGGAAUCAGGGUCCAGGAAUGUGCGGGAGCCAACUUUUGUUCGUCACCACUGGGUGCAUCGGCGGCGCCAGGAUGGCAAAUGCCGGCAUUGUGGCAAGGGCUUCCAGCAGAAGUUUACUUUCCACAGCAAAGAGAUUGUGGCCAUCAGCUGCUCGUGGUGUAAGCAGGCAUACCACAACAAGGUGUCCUGUUUCAUGAUCCAGCAGAUUGAGGAGCCCUGCUCCCUGGGGGCCCACGCCGCGGUGGUCAUCCCCCCAACCUGGAUCCUCCGGGCCCGGCGCCCCCAGAACCCACUCAAGGUCAGCAAAAAGAAGAAGAGGACAUCUUUCAAGAGGAAGUCGAGCAAGAAGGGGCCUGAGGAGGGCCGUUGGAAACCUUUCAUCAUCAAACCUACCCCAUCCCCGCUCAUGAAGCCCCUGCUGGUGUUCGUGAACCCCAAGAGUGGGGGCAAUCAGGGUUCUAAGAUCAUCCAGUCCUUUCUCUGGUAUCUCAACCCACGGCAAGUCUUUGACCUGAGCCAGGGUGGGCCCAAGGAGGCGCUGGAGAUGUACCGGAAAGUGCACAACCUUCGUAUCCUGGCGUGCGGGGGCGAUGGCACGGUUGGCUGGAUCCUCUCCACCCUGGACCAGCUGCGCCUGAAGCCCCCACCACCUGUUGCCAUCCUACCCCUCGGCACUGGCAAUGACCUGGCCCGGACCCUCAACUGGGGUGGGGGCUACACGGAUGAGCCAGUGUCCAAGAUCCUGUCCCACGUGGAGGAGGGCAACGUCGUGCAGCUGGACCGAUGGGACCUGCGAGCGGAGCCCAAUCCGGAGGCGGGGCCUGACGACCGGGACGAGGGGGCCACUGACAGGCUGCCCCUGGAUGUCUUUAACAAUUACUUCAGCCUCGGCUUUGAUGCUCACGUCACCCUGGAAUUUCACGAAUCUCGAGAGGCGAAUCCAGAAAAAUUCAAUAGCCGGUUUCGGAACAAGAUGUUCUAUGCUGGGACGGCCUUUUCUGACUUCCUCAUGGGCAGCUCCAAAGACUUGGCCAAGCACAUCCGAGUGGUGUGUGACGGCACAGACCUGACCCCCAAGAUCCAGGACCUGAAGCCCCAGUGCAUCGUCUUCCUGAACAUCCCCAGGUAUUGUGCGGGCACCAUGCCCUGGGGUCACCCUGGUGACCACCAUGACUUUGAGCCCCAGCGGCACGACGACGGCUACCUCGAGGUCAUCGGCUUCACCAUGACGUCACUGGCUGCUCUCCAGGUGGGCGGGCACGGCGAACGCCUCACCCAGUGCCGGGAGGUGGUGCUCACGACGGCCAAGGCCAUCCCGGUGCAGGUGGAUGGGGAACCCUGCAAGCUGGCUGCAUCCUGCAUUCACAUCGCCUUGCGCAACCAGGCCACCAUGGUGCAGAAGGCCAAGCGGAGGAGCUCCGUGCCCCUGCACAGCGACCAGCAGCCCGUCCCCGAGCAGCUGCGGAUCCAGCUACGCCGGGUCAGCAUGCAUGACUACGAAGCCUUGCACUACGACAAAGAGCAGCUCAGGGAGGCCUCCGUGCCGCUGGGUACUGUGGUGGUGCCAGGGGACAGCGACCUGGAGCUCUGCCGGACCCACAUCGAGCGGCUGCAGCAGGGGGAACCCAACGGAGCAGGAGCCACGGCUUCAUCCGGCCAGAAACUGUCACCCAAUUGGUGUUUCCUGGAUGCUACUACAGCCAAUAGAUUCUACAGGAUAGAUCGAGCCCAGGAACAUCUCAACUACGUGACCGAGAUUGCCCAGGAUGAACUCUAUGUGCUGGACCCAGAGCUGAUGGGCACCCCUGCCAGGCUUGCCCUCGAGGCCCCCCAAAGCCCUGACCCCACCUCUCCACCACCACCAUCCCCCAGGCCCAGGCCAGACCAAGGGGAUGCUGUGCCCCCGAAAGGGGAAGGCUUGAUAGAAGCUGCUGAGAGAAAUGACUUUUGUAAGUUCCAGGAGCUCCACCGAGCAGGGGCAGAUCUCAUGCUUCGGGACGAGCAGGGCCGAACCCUUUUACACCAUGCUGUCAGAGCUGGGAGCAAGGAGAUCGUCCGCUAUCUCCUGGACCAUGCUCCAACAGAAAUCAUCGAUGCCGUAGAAGAGAACGGGGAGACGUCCCUCCAUCAGGCAGCCGCCCUGCGCCAGCGUACCAUCUGCCACUACAUUGUGGAGGCGGGAGCCUCGCUCAUGAAGACUGACCUGCAGGGUGACACACCGAGGCAGCGGGCUGAGAAAGCCCAGGACACUGAGCUGGCCGCCUAUCUGGAAAACCGCCAGCACUACCAGAUGAUCCAGAGGGAGGAUCAGGAGACGGCUGUGUAGCUCAGUGACCCCUGGAAGCAAGACGGCAGGGCCCGGAUCCGCCCCUGCUCCGGGACCAGGAUGGGGGGGAGGGCCCGAGCCCUCGGCCUCACUUGUUCACACUGCUACAUUCCACUGGGCCAGGUGGACAGCACCGUGGGGGGACCCCGCCUGGGGAAGGAGCCCCAUGGCCCACCUGGGGCCUGUAAGACUUGAGGGAGGCACACAGAGACUGGACUCGGAGAGCCUGGGGCUACAGGCCCCCCUCCCCCCAUCCUGUGCAUGUUCUAUUGCCUGGCUUUUGAGCCCCAUCUCUAUCCUGGAGGCUGAAGCCUCCGGCCCUGACCAGGAAGGUUGAGGGAGAGCAGUUUCCUGAGGGAGGGGCAUUGCCCAGCCAGGAGAGCCAGUGACCCUGGCCACAGCCGCCAAGACUGAUCAGGACUCUGCCCAUAUCCCGGCCACUGUCCCCAGGAGGCGGAACACCUUCCUCAGCUGCCUUAGUGAGAGGGAGAUCCUAGGGCAGGAGAGAGGGGGAUUUGGAGGGAAGUGAAUCUGGGCCCCAGGAGUCGAGGGAGGGUCAGCCUGAAGCCAUGAGGUGAGAAGGCAUCCAGAGAAAGCCCAGGAGGGCAGGGGAACACCACUUUGUGGAGCCUGAGGCAGACGGGGGGUGUUCGAUGCCGCUGGCCUCACUCGGUUCUCUUACCCUCUGGAUCCCAAGCCAUCCUGCCCACUUCAGCACCUUCCUGGUGGAGCCUGCCCCCCCACCCCCUCCAUUGCCUUUAGCACGCAGAACCAUUUCAUCGCAGACAGGGCAGUCCCUGCCCGAGGUGGGGAGAUUCAUCCAGCACAUGGGGGGCGGGGGGUGGCCAGGGAAGCUUGUCAUGGUGUCGUGUUUACAGCCCAGCUGGGUGUAACUCAGUAAAAUGGAUGUUUUUUCCUAA